Messenger RNA from Anopheles funestus (African malaria mosquito), 999 nucleotides. RefSeq lists its product as uncharacterized. The transcript has 2 exons. Bases 1 to 999 code for a protein of 332 amino acids. NCBI's taxonomy places the organism in Eukaryota, Metazoa, Arthropoda, Insecta, Diptera, Culicidae. The record is from RefSeq and is a predicted model, not a curated record.
AUGUCCGAGCAAGUAAAGUGGGCGUUGAAGCGUCGCGCCUUGAUGGUGUCGCUAGGACGCUAUGAGAAGUUCGUGAAGGAUUUUGUGGAAGAGCGCGAUGUCGCUCAAGUGGCGUUGAGAUUAGAACGGUUUAAAACGUUGUGGUCCGAUCUCGACGAAGUGCAGUUGCAGCUUGAAGAAAGUGCAACCGAAGAAAGUGCAGUGGUCUGCAACCAGGAAACGCGAGCUGAAUACGAGAACAUUUGUUUUAGAGUGCAAUCGGAAUUAGAAAAUAAAGUGCCCGCCGUUAGUAGUGUCAUCGAACCGGCAACCAGAGCCGCUAAAGCAUUAACGGGUUUGAGACUCCCGACGAUAUCCCUACCGGAGUUUAGUGGUGAUUUUAUGCAGUGGCUGCCGUUCCGGAACACCUAUGAAGGCCUGAUACACGACAACACGGAGGUACCCAAAAUACAGAAAUUUCAUUAUCUAAGGGCCGCGCUAAAAGGUGAAGCCGCGCAAAUCAUAGAAUCCAUAUCGCUCAGCGCCGACAAUUAUGAUUUAGCGUGGGAUUCAGUGGUGCAACGGUAUUCAAAUGAAUACCUGUUGAAGCGUCGGCAUUUUGCGGUAUUGUUCGCCACCCCUGCUAUAAUGGAAGAGACAGCCAUAACGCUUCACAUGAUGGUGGAUGAAUUCGAGCGUCAUAAGAAAACGCUGGGGCAGCUCGGAGAGCCAAUCCAGCAUUGGGGCGGACUACUGGAGCAUCUACUUACCACAAAAUUGCCGAUGGAAACCUUGCGCGAAUGGGAGAAUUUUGCGACCACAGCUGACAAUCCAGAUUACGAUUCCUUAGUGGAAUUUCUGCGCAGGAGAAUGCGCAUGUUAGAAUCGCUAAUGGUGACGCAAGAGCAGGCCGCAGCCAUAUCAUCCCAGCGACAGCCAUCGCGGCGUGCCGCUUGCGAGAGCGAAGUAAUUGGUAGUCCUCCCUCAAAAAAUGUGAAGAACAUAUUGUUUGAUUUUUAG